Molecule: messenger RNA, 921 nt
Organism: Rhodamnia argentea
Lineage: Eukaryota; Viridiplantae; Streptophyta; Magnoliopsida; Myrtales; Myrtaceae
Exons: 2
Coding region: 1-921 (306 amino acids)
Molecular function (GO): nucleic acid binding; zinc ion binding
Source: RefSeq, a predicted model, not a curated record
AUGGCUACUGGAAACGAAGUUGUUGAUGUGCCUGCCGACAACAUCAACCAAAGCACUAUCUCUACCUUAGUUGUCCAACUGUCCGGAUCAUCCUCUGCCCUCGCUGCGGUUUCUGUCCACCAUGGUGAGAAACCCGAAAAGUUCAACGGAUCGAACUUUAAAAGGUGGCAGCAAAAGAUGCCGUUUUACUUAACGACCUUGAAUGUUGCGAGAUUCUUGACCGAGGAAGCUCCUAAGCUAUCCGAGGGACAAACGGAUAAGCAAGCCUUUAACGCCGUUAAGGCCUGGAAGCACUCUGACUUCCUAUGUAGGAACUACGUCAUGAACGGUUUACAUGACUCGCUGUACAAUGUCUAUUGUGCAAUAAAAACAGCAAAGGAGUUAUGGGAAUCCUUGGAUCGAAAAUAUAAAACAGAGGAUGCCGGAGCAAAGAAAUUUGCUGUCGAUCGAUUCCUUGAAUAUAAGAUGGUGGAUUCUAAGACCGCUGAAGGCAUGAUCUUGAGUGAAACCUUCCAAGUAGCUUCUAUUAUUGAGAAGCUACCUCCUGGGUGGAAGGAUUUCAAGAACUACCUCAAGCACAAGCGAAAGGAAAUGAACCUAGAGGAGCUGAUUGUUAGACUUCGAAUCGAAGAAGAUAACAGAGGUUCCGAACGCAGAGGGUUCAAUCCUACUACGGCUAAAGCAAAUGUUGUGGAACAUAGGCAUGGCCCCAAGAACAAGAAGAUUGCCAAGCCAAAGUUGGGACCAAAAGGAGGAGUUUCCAAGAACAAGUUUCAAGGAAAAUGCUUCAACUGUGGCAAGAUGGAUCAUAGAUCCGUGGAUUGCAGAUUUCCAAAGAAGAAGAGUUAUGAAACAAAUAUGGUGAAUGACAUCACUCAAGAUGUGUCGGAUAUAAACCUCUCUGCAAUGGUUUUGAAGUGA